This is a messenger RNA of Trifolium pratense (red clover), 1256 nucleotides long. RefSeq names its product protein MRG1. The record is from RefSeq and is a predicted model, not a curated record. Gene Ontology annotation, cellular component: nucleus; histone acetyltransferase complex. Gene Ontology annotation, biological process: chromatin organization; regulation of DNA-templated transcription. The coding region runs from base 124 to 1077 and encodes 317 amino acids. The transcript is spliced from 11 exons. NCBI's taxonomy places the organism in Eukaryota, Viridiplantae, Streptophyta, Magnoliopsida, Fabales, Fabaceae.
AUUUGAGUCUCAUUCGGUCUGAAAAAUAAUCUCUGGUUUCUCGAACAGCGUGUCGUUUUCCGUUCCCGCCUACUUACAUUUCACUCCCUCCCUUCUCUCUCUCUCUCUCUCUCAAACUCCACCAUGGGAAACUCUUCCAAGGAUGAUUCCGCCAACUCCGCCGACGCUUCUCCCGGCGACGUUCCUUCCUCCGAUUCCAGAAUCUACUCCGCUGGCGAGAAAGUACUCGCAUAUCAUGGUCCUCGCAUCUACGAAGCAAAGGUGCAAAAGGCUGAGAUCCGAAAGAAUGAAUGGAAAUACUUCGUUCAUUACCUUGGCUGGAAUAAAAAUUGGGACGAAUGGGUAGGUGAGAGUCGUUUAAUGAAAAAUACUGACGAGAAUAUCGAGAAACAACAUGCCCUAGACAAAAAACAAGGUGUAGACAAGAAUGUUAGAUCUGGACGUUCUGCUCAAGCAAAGGCCAAAAGUUCUACAGAGGCUAAAGUGGAUAAAGAAGAAAUCAAGAAUAAUGUGUCAAAAGGAAAAAAACGAAAGAAUGAUUCAGGAGUUGAGAAGGGCAGUGGGAAUGCUGAAAAGCUUAUCAAAAUUCAAAUUCCUGCACCGUUAAAGAAACAACUUGUUGAUGACUGGGAGUUUGUUAAUCAGCAAGAUAAGCUUGUGAAACUUCCUCGUUCACCAACUGUUGAGGAAAUUCUGUCAAAGUACCUUGAAUACAAGUCAAAGAAAGAUGGCGUUGCUACUGAUUCAACACGGGAAGUUUUGAAAGGAAUAAGGCUUUAUUUUGAUAAAGCAUUGCCUAUGAUGCUCUUAUAUAAAAAAGAACGCAAGCAGUGUAGUGAAGCAGUCGGGGACAAUGCAUCUCCAUCAACUAUAUAUGGAGCUGAACAUUUAUUACGCCUCUUUGUGAAGUUACCUGAGCUUUUGUCAUAUGUGAACAUUGAAGACGAAACGUUAAAUCGCUUGCAGUUGAAACUACUCGACUUUCUCAAGUUUUUGCAGAAAAAUCAAAGCACUUUUUUUCUCUCAUCAUAUGGGGUAAAAGUCUCGGAAGGAAAAGGCAAGGGGAAGGAUCAAUGAGACACUGUUGAUUCCUAGUCUUUCUCAUCUGUAUUGUAUUCUUAAUGAUUUCUAUGUAUCUCUCCCUUGAAUAAUUCACCACAGGAACUAUGUUGUUGUAAUAACAAUAUUGACUCAUCCAUUCUUUUAUUUUUCAAGUUUACGCAAUAUUUGCAAAUCAAAACAUUUGAUGGCUCAAA